AUGGAACCAACAGAGCCUGAAAACGCAGCCGAUGACAACGGCAGCGGAAGACCACCUAAGCGACAGCGUGUCUCACGAGCAUGUGCGCCAUGUCGAUAUGCCAAACUACGAUGCAAUGGUCAGCAGCCCGCGUGCUCGACGUGCCAACAACAGAAGAAGAGCUGCACAUACGAGACCGUGAGCAAACGCCGUGGCCUCCGCUCUGGUUACGUACGCGCACUCGAAUUGUUGUGGGGUUUGACAUUUCAGGAACUUGAGAAUGCCGAGUCAGUGGUCGAUAUCUUACUUGGUCGAUUGUCAAAGCAAGAUGUCUUUUCGAGCCCUGAUCGCGCGGAACUAAACCCAGCUGCGUCCACGCUGCUUGAUCGGUGGAAGCAAAGUGACAUCUCUCGACAUCUCGAUGACUUACUUGAUGACAACGAGGAGUCCAACGACGAAGCGGGAGCGAGAACGAGCCAGGAUGAGCCUGAAUAUCUUCGACCUGACAGAACACCAGGUUGGAUAGUCAAGAGACAUCCCAAAGACGAUGGAGGAUCUAUAGCCCUCGACCUUGUCAACCCGGUUAUCAAUCCACAAGUGGAUAUAUGGAGUUAUCAGCAGGUCCCGGACACCCAUCAUAAACCUGAGGUUCAGCCUCCAAGUUAUGCCCCUCAGCUCUUACAGUUGUUCCUCAGCCAGGCGCAGUCUUGGCUACCGAUACUGGAACGCCACGUUCUCUUGAAAACGUCGUUUUUGUCGCAGAGAAACUUGUCAUCCACGCCGUCUGGCGACCGUGCCGCCUUAUGGGGUGUUUAUGCAUAUGCCUCAGCCAUGUACGGCCAUCUACUGGAUGAUGCUAGUGCGACUCAACAUGCCGAAAUACACUGCGACUCAUUCUAUGCACAAGCUUACUCAAUGCUACCGCUUGACACAGAUGUACCUUUGGAAAUCGGGUACAUCCAGUGCGCGUUACUGCUUUCGCUCACACGCUUCGGGUCUGGGGCUUUGAGAGCUUCUUGGCGGCUGGUGAGGUUGGCUUCCCAGAUGAUGGGAGAGAUGACACUGCAGCGUGGACAUCAUGUUGAACAAGACGUCUUUGCGAAAUCCUGGCUUGCCUGCUUCAUUCUUGACACGCUUACAUCUGCUUGCCUCCAGUGCGAACCAACGCUGCAUUUCAACGAUGUCGUGAAUUGGUGCAACAUCGAUCACAACGGAGUAGAAGAGUGGCAGCCGUGGCACCCACCAAGGUCAUCUGAUGCCACGUCCGCUCACUCUGGGCAGCCAUUUAACAUACCAACACAUUCUCUCAGUCUGCUUACAUUGCAUGUAAAGCUGUUGCGGAUAUUGAAUGACAACCUGCGCGCCAGAGAUCCGGCCGCAGAGAUCUCUAGAGUGGAGUUGGCGCGCUGGGAUCAGGAGCUGUUAAGCUGUCUGUCCCACGAAGGUCUGACCUCCGCCUUUCAAAAUCAGGACUGGGACAUAUUACAGCUACCACCAAGCUUUACAAGCUUGAGCAUAAUCUAUACAAGCCUAUGGGAGGGAACUUUGAGGCAGCCAGAAGACUCCAGGUCCGACAACUCCAGGUUGGCACAGGGAAUCGCCUAUCCACUUCUUUCGCGUACAAACUUACAGAAGCUAUCGCAGGAUCGCAAAGCCAGCAAACAACUGCCCACGCUACAGCUUUUCAUCCGAUAUGGGGGCAUGCUUGGUUUCGACGAACUGACUGACAAGGCCGCAUCUGGGUCUGGCCAUAUCACGGAGUUCUCUGGAGGAAUAGACAAUCGUUUACCAUCGCUGGAGCUACCGCAAAUAAGACCUGAGCCUGAUAGUCAACGCCAGACGCACCAUCUGUUCACAAACUUGAACACGAAUCCGAACCCAAAUCAGCCUGUCCAUAGGGAUACAGAAUCGGAUUCCGGAUUUCAUUCAUUCGACGGCUGCAUGGAUCCCGCGGCUGCACCCUUUCUCGAAUUUCUAGAUACGUUGGAUGACCGGCCAAUACAUGACAGUGACCUCUUCAACAAAUCUCUUGGGUUUUCGUUCUGA
Fonsecaea multimorphosa CBS 102226 is the source of this 2025-nucleotide messenger RNA. RefSeq lists its product as uncharacterized. The record is from RefSeq and is a predicted model, not a curated record. Gene Ontology annotation, molecular function: zinc ion binding; DNA-binding transcription factor activity, RNA polymerase II-specific; DNA binding. Bases 1 to 2025 code for a protein of 674 amino acids. Gene Ontology annotation, biological process: DNA-templated transcription; positive regulation of transcription by RNA polymerase II. The transcript has 2 exons. NCBI's taxonomy places the organism in Eukaryota, Fungi, Ascomycota, Eurotiomycetes, Chaetothyriales, Herpotrichiellaceae.